Odocoileus virginianus texanus is the source of this 2166-nucleotide messenger RNA. It is a transcript of the gene ENKUR, whose product is annotated as enkurin, TRPC channel interacting protein. Gene Ontology annotation, molecular function: calmodulin binding. The record is from RefSeq and is a predicted model, not a curated record. Gene Ontology annotation, cellular component: acrosomal vesicle. NCBI's taxonomy places the organism in Eukaryota, Metazoa, Chordata, Mammalia, Artiodactyla, Cervidae.
AGUCGCUCGCCCCGCCCCCUAGGGUUGACGCCUGUGGAUGAGAGUAUCGUGUGACGCCUGCACAGCGGCACGGUUUCCAGUCUGUCUGUGGUAGAAUUUAUGUUUUUUUCCCAAAUACACAGAGAAAAGAGCAACAUUUUUAAGAGGACUCCAUUUUCCACCCCUUUACUCCCAAAGGUACAUAUAAACUGUGGUUUUCACGUUGAGCUUCUCUGACAGAAAAGGAGCCUUUGCAAGAGGAAAGUUUGGAAAACUAGAUUGCGACGCCACCUUCUCGUUGCCUAGUUACUGUUUCCACGGCAGUCGUUCCGUCAAAAACGCUAGACGAGCCCAAGAGUUGUAGAAGGGGUAUUUUACUUUCUUGCCGAGAGAGGACGCGAAGAAGAGGCCACGGGGGAAUUGCGUGAAAGAAACGUUAGUUCCUUGAGAAGGCAAGAGGGUAGGAGAGGAAAGGACAAGCUGUGAAGAAAGGGAUGGAGAUACUGCUAUAGUGAGAAAAAAGCUAAGUAGUUUUCAGGACUCAUAUGGUGGCCAUGGAUCCAACGGGCCCUUCUGAGAGCAUUUAUAACCUCAUACCCAGUGACUGGAAGGAGCCUCCACAGCCGCCUAGGUAUGUGUCGAUUUUUAAAGCAACUGUAAAAGAUGACAUGCAAAAAUUUAAAACUGCAAUGAAAACUAUGGGACCAGCAAAACUUGAAGUACCUUCUCCAAAGGAUUUCCUGAAGAAACAUUCAAAGGAAAAAAUUCUACCACCCAAAAAAAAGUUUGAAUGGAAUGAGCGCAGAAAGCCACCUGUGCCACUGAGGACUGAGCAUCCAGUCAUGGGAAUACAGAGUGAAAAAAAUUUUAUAAAUACAAAUGCAGCUGAUGUCAUUAUGGGAGUGGCUAAAAAGCCUAAACCAAUUUAUGUUGACAAAAGAACUGGAGACAAGCAUGACCUUGAAACUUCAGGGCUGGUUCCAAAGUACAUCAAUAAAAAGGAUUACGGUGUCACACCUGAAUAUAUAUGUAAGCGAAAUGAGGAAGUGAAGAAAGCCCAAGAAGAAUACGAUAACUAUAUCCAGGAAAACCUCAGGAAAGCAGCUAUGAAAAGACUAUCUGAUGAAGAAAGGGAAGCGGUUCUGCAGGGGCUGAAAAAGAACUGGGAAGAGGUGCAUAAGGAGUUUCAGUCCCUCUCUGUCUUCAUUGACUCCAUACCAAAGAAGAUUCGCAAGCAGAAGCUGGAGGAAGAGAUGAAGCAGCUGGAGCACGACAUUGGUGUCCUCGAAAAGCACAAAGUCAUUUAUAUUGCUAAUAAGAAAUAGUGGGUUUUAAAAAAUAAAAUCAUUUUAGCACAUGGAAAAAAACACAGAAAACAUAAAAAUGAAACCAUAAAUUUUUUCAAGGAGGAAAAUACUAUGAAGAAUAGAAAAAGUCUUUACCAAAAUGCUUAAGCAGUGUUUAAAGAAUAAUUGGAUUAUUUACUUACAUAGAAAAAAAAUUUUUUUACUAGCAUCAGGGUUUCCUUGUAACCUGAUUAAAGUUUGAUUUUAGAUUUUCUAGUUCUAUAGCAUAAUUCAUUAUACUUGUUUCAGAUAAACAUUCAUUUCUGGGUCCUGAAAAACUCAGCACUCAGAACUUCACAUUUUUUUUCUUCACUGUGUUAAUGCAAGAAACACCAGGUUAAAAACUGUAAAGUAUUUUGAAUUAGAAAUAACUGUGUACUUUGUACUUUUACUACUCUGAAGUGUUUUCUACAUAUUCCAGAGAUCCACAAAUUACAUGUAUUCUCUGGUAGCCUAUGUCAUUUGCAGCUAUUCACACCUAUUAAUAUUUUCAAUAUCCAUAAUGUUAUAUAGGCUGAGAGGUUUACAUUUGAAGGAAGAAAAAUUAAGAAAAUAACAUAAAAUCACGGAGAAAACUUAUAAAUUGCAUCACUGAGGAUUGUUAAAGAGAAUCACCUUCUUUCUGACAUUCGACUUUCAAAACCUGCUAUUCUAGGUGCCUUAUAUUCUAUAAUUUACUAUAUGUAUUCCACUAAUAUGGGAUAUUAUUUUUACUUUUUGGCUUUCUCUAUUUUGUGAAUUCUGAUGUUUCUAUUUGUAAGGUUACAUAAUUUAUUAAGCAAUAAGUUUAUGUAAGUAAAGCUGUCUUCAACUCAAAAUAAAUGAGCCUAUAAGUAUCCAA